This is a messenger RNA of Anoplopoma fimbria (sablefish), 1642 nucleotides long. RefSeq names its product myocyte-specific enhancer factor 2C-like. Gene Ontology annotation, biological process: positive regulation of transcription by RNA polymerase II. Gene Ontology annotation, molecular function: protein dimerization activity; RNA polymerase II cis-regulatory region sequence-specific DNA binding; DNA-binding transcription factor activity, RNA polymerase II-specific. The record is from RefSeq and is a predicted model, not a curated record. NCBI's taxonomy places the organism in Eukaryota, Metazoa, Chordata, Actinopteri, Perciformes, Anoplopomatidae.
CUCGGGCGUAGUGCUGAGCCGCGGUCCGGUCCUCGGAAGUGUCGCGGCCAUGUGAGGAAUAAAAACAGGAUAGAAACUCGGUUCUACUGCGAGGCUCUGGAGACAGACGGUUUUGGGAUUGAAAAGUGAAAAAAAUCUGUGAGGACCUUGAAGUCAAACAAAAGAACCAGAGAAGAAGAAGAAGAAGACGUUUGUGAAGAAGAAGAAGGAAAAACAAACAAAAGAGCCAAGAUGGGGAGGAAAAAGAUUCAGAUAGCUCGGAUUAUGGACGAACGGAACAGACACGUGACGUUCACCAAGCGUAAGUUCGGCCUGAUGAAGAAGGCCUACGAGCUGAGCGUGUUGUGUGACUGUGAGAUCGCCCUCAUCAUCUUCAACAGCACCAACAAGCUGUUCCAGUACGCCAGCACCGACAUGGACAAAGUACUGCUCAAGUACACCGAGUACAACGAGCCCCACGAGAGCCGGACCAACUCCGACAUCGUGGAUACGCUGCGUAAAAAGGGUUUAAACGGCUGCGACAGUCCCGACAUCGAGGCCGACGACUCUGCGGGUCAGAGCCCAGAGUCCGACGACAAGUACCGGAAGAUCAACGAGGACAUCGACCUGAUGAUCAACAGACAGAGGCUCUGUCAGGGUCUGGUUCCCUCCAGCUACGACAUGGGCGUCUCCAUCCCUCCCAGUACUCCCAGUGGUCUGCUGUACUCCCACCCCGGGAUCAACUGUGGGUUAGGAAACCACAACCUGCUGCCCAUCUCUCACACACACACACACACCUCUCUGCAGAGAAACAGCAUGUCGCCUCAGAGGCCCUCCAGCGCCGGAAACGCAGGACUGAUGGGCUCAGAGCUGCAGACGUCUGUGGUCUCCACUGUGGGUAACGGUGUCUACAGUACCCACUGCUCCUCUCCUGGUCUUCUGUCUCCAGGAGUCUCUAAGAGCCUUCAGGAGAAGAGUCCUCCUCCAAUGAGCAUGAGCCGUAAGCCCGACCUCCGCACGCUGAUGCCCCCCAACAAGUGCAACAUGGCCCCCAUCAACCAGAGGAUAAAUCACUCUCAGUCGGCUCAGACGUUGUCGUCUCCGGCCGUCUCCCUCUCUGCUCAGACUCUACCUGGACAGCUGAUGGGCGGUUAUCCGUCCACGCUGUCCUCUUCUUAUGGAACAGAGUUCCUCAGCAGCGACCUGUCCUCUCUGUCCGGGUUCGGAGGUUCUGGUCUCGGAUCGGUAACAAGCUGGCAGCAACAGCAGAUACAGAACCUUCAGCACUCAGCACUCGGACACAUGGGGACUUUGUGUCAGACCUCCAACCUGAACCUCUCCUCCGGCCACCACCCGAACCUCCAUAUCAAGUCCGAGCCGGUCCCCCCCAGAGACCGGGGCGUCGGCAUGAUGGGCGCCGGCCUCAUCGGAGGAGGAGGAGGAGUAGGAGGAGGAGCGACCACGCUUGGUUACGCCACCGCCGCGGGCCUCCCCGGCGACAGCGCCUCCAGCUGCGGGAGCUCGUACGAAGGCAGCGAGGAGCGCGAGGAUCACCACGGCAACUUCCUCCUCCAGCCGCUGCCCACGCACGAGGAGCGCCACAGCCCGUCGGUGAAACGGAUGAGGCUAGCGGAGGGCUGGGCCACAUGAUGGGAGGCGUCUG